Exophiala mesophila is the source of this 2407-nucleotide messenger RNA. RefSeq lists its product as uncharacterized. Gene Ontology annotation, cellular component: nucleus. Gene Ontology annotation, molecular function: DNA-binding transcription factor activity, RNA polymerase II-specific; transcription cis-regulatory region binding; zinc ion binding. The coding region runs from base 112 to 2217 and encodes 701 amino acids. The transcript is spliced from 3 exons. NCBI's taxonomy places the organism in Eukaryota, Fungi, Ascomycota, Eurotiomycetes, Chaetothyriales, Herpotrichiellaceae. The record is from RefSeq and is a predicted model, not a curated record. Gene Ontology annotation, biological process: DNA-templated transcription; regulation of DNA-templated transcription.
CAUGGUUCUUGAUGACAACAACAUGACCCUUUGAUCAUGAGGCAGGUCCUGGAUUGCAUGGUCUUUUCAAUACAACAUAUGGUCUGAUGGCCAACACCUGCACCGCUUAAGAUGAAUUCUUCCGAGCACACCAAGGUCCAGAGCGAUCCCAGCGAUGACAGUGAUGACAAUGCACCACAUCAAGACACGUCGCCAUCGGCGGAGAAAAAGGUCCGUUCCAGCAGAGCCUGUAUCGCGUGUCGGCGCAUGAAAACCCGUUGCGAGGUGGACGAGGCUCUCGGCAGUGCCUGUAAAUUAUGCAUCCGCACUCGGCGACAGUGUGUUAUGCAAUCUCUUCCACGAAGGCGCACUAGGAAGACUACAGAUCGAGUGACUGAUCUCGAGAAGAAAAUCGAACAACUGACGUCUCUUCUGGCUACAAGCGAAUCUGGCUCGCAUGGGCCGACGCCCAAAUCUACCAGCGAUGGUUUGGCUGCCUCGGAUGGAGAUGCUGGAGCCAAAACCAGUGAAACUCUGAUCGACCAAGCAAUCGCCGACGGCCUUGUUGAUUGGCACACAGCUUGCAUUGCUUUCGAUCGUUACAAGUUCCAAAUGUCUCGAUAUUUUCCCUUUGUUGUUUUCUCCGACGACGUCGAGGCAGCCACGGUCAAGGAGCAACAGCCUCUCCUUUUCUGCGCCAUUGUAGUGGUCGGCACCUCGUCCAUGCAUUCAUCCUCUAAGCAAGAGCUGAGGGACUCACUGACCAAGGACCUUGCGCUAAGGGCUCAAUAUCGCGGGGAAAGGUCUCUCGAACUCAUCCAGGCUUUGCUAGUUUUGAUCAGCUUUUACGCACGCGCCAAGCACAUGCGAGAACUCAACUUCAACCAGAUGGUUCAUACCGCAGCGGCAAUGGGCCUUGACGUCGGCUUAGGUCGGAGAUCUCACAAAUCAUUUCCUGCUCAGAUAGCAGGCGAACACCAGCUCGAGUCCCUUGCAGGUCGGAGGGCUUGGUUAGGGUGCUAUUACUCGGCUACAAGCGUUUCCAUUUCCCUACGUCAUCCGACCUUUGUUCGAUGGUCGGUGUACAUUGAAGAAUGCCUCGACGUCAUUGCCAAUGAUCCCAACGCUCUGCCUAGCGAUAAAUGGCUUUGUGAUCUGAUAAGGCUCCAGCACAUCGCCGAGGACGCAUCCAUCAUCUUCUCCAUGGACGAUCCGGGAUCCAAUAUCACCCUUCGAGAUGUCAAAGUUCAGUAUCAGCUAGGCGGGUUUCGCCAACAGCUCGAGCAAUGGAGGUGGCAAGCCAGGUCGAACACAGAGGAACCCUAUAUCCGUCAUGUUGAGGCAGUCAUGACACUGUAUGUCCACGAGGUAGCACUUCAUUCGGAGCACGACAUCGAUGAGCUCCGUGCACCUCUACGUCCCACCCAGCUUGCUCAAGCCGCUGCAGGCGUUGACACCAUUGUGACACCGUUGGAAGAUUUGCACUUGAUGCCUGCACGAAUCGAAGCUCUGGUCAACUGUCUCACCGCGAUCCACGCCGUCUUCGACUCGUUUCUCUCCAUGAGCCUGGCCAUGCUGUGCACGUUACCGAAUCUCUUCUUCGUCCGGACCGGUUAUGCGGCUCGAUCUCUUCGGAAGUUGUUGAUCAUAUGCGAGAAUCAAGGUCAGGCCGGGACGCAAUUUCCAAUUGACAAAAAGGAUCUCAGAUUCGACGAAUAUAUGAUGUCAUUGUCCGAAGUUUUCAGCAAAGUCCACGCUGCCAACAAUUCUCAGGUGGCGAGGGCAUUCUCCAUGGUCCUGCUGCAGAUGAGGAUGCAGGCCACCACUUCAAAUGUCAUAUCUGAUAGACGAGGCGUCAUUGAAGGCAUGUCAGGCGGACAAAAGCCUCGAGAAUCGGGUGGGUUCAGAACAAACCAUGCUGCUCCGCUGGCCUCAACAAGUCAGGCUGUGAUCAAUGUUGGAGAGCCCCCAAUACCAUCCACCAGCACAGUCAGAGCGGUGGACUUUCAGACUACAGGCAGGCAGCCAGGGCUAGCUAUGGAUCAGCCAAAUCUUGACUCACACCCCAUGUUCUCGGGAUAUCCAGAGACAGUAGCCUGGCCUCUGCAAGAGGGCCCAGACGCAUUGAUGAGUGGGGUCGAUGUCUUACAGUGGUACGGACAAGAUUUCAUGUUUGACGACACUUCGACGUUUGGCUAUGAAAAUCCGAAUCAGUUUGGCGGUUGGCCCUCGCAGUAAUCUCUCGACCUCGAUCGUCGAGACGCAUGACGCUUGCCACCGAGAUGUAUGAUAAAUGAAGCAUGUUGGAAUUUGAUGACAUGGAUAUCUUACCGAAUGACGAGCCGCCGGCUCGAGUCGCUAUUAGUGGAUAUAUGUUUUGUCAUUAUCCAUAGACGUGGGCAUAUCACAAUCAUGGGCCCGUUCCCCC